This is a messenger RNA of Oncorhynchus nerka (sockeye salmon), 2663 nucleotides long. Its product is annotated as lysosomal proton-coupled steroid conjugate and bile acid symporter SLC46A3. Gene Ontology annotation, cellular component: lysosomal membrane. The record is from RefSeq and is a predicted model, not a curated record. Gene Ontology annotation, molecular function: transmembrane transporter activity. The coding region runs from base 164 to 1564 and encodes 466 amino acids. Lineage: Eukaryota; Metazoa; Chordata; Actinopteri; Salmoniformes; Salmonidae. The transcript is spliced from 7 exons. Gene Ontology annotation, biological process: vacuolar transmembrane transport.
AAGUGAUGGGCCUGAGGUAAAGUACAUGAGACUCUCAACAGAUGUCCGCGGAAAUGGUCUGAACAUCCAGGACGAGUGGGAAGGGCGUUUCAUGAUACUUACUCCGAACCAAAUGACAAACUAAAAAGGGAUCUGUCUUUGUGUCCAAUCUCCCCUGGUAAGAAUGAAGGGGUUAUUGCUGAUAGAGCCACUGGUAGCCUUCUAUGCUUUCGCCAGUUUCCUGGUCUAUCCUCUGGUACCGCAGUAUGUCUACAGGAGGCUAUGGCAGGAUAUAACCAACACCACCUACCCUGUCUCUGACAACACAUCACGCUGCGAUCCCUCCAACACCAGCAGCCACCAUGAGGAGGUGCAGAAGGCGGCGUCUCUCUUCUCCCUCUACACCGAGCUCAUCUCCAUUAUCCCCUCUCUGGCCGUCACCUUCAUCCUCGUUGCCUACAGCGACCAGCGCGGACGCAAGAUCACCAUCAUCCUGCCUCUGAUUGGUUCUCUGUUCUACGCGCUGUCCUUCCUGGCAGUCUCCUUCUUCGAGCUUAACCUCUACCUCCUCAUCGUCUCGUCGUUCGUCAGCGCCCUGUUCGGGGGCUCGGGGACGUUCCUGGGUGGCUGUUUCUCCUACAUCGCUGACCUGUGUGAGGACGGACAGCAGAAGACCCUGCGUAUGGCCGGGAUAGACAUGGUGAUCGGCCUGCUGUCUGGAGUGGCCUCUCUCUCUACGGGAUACUUCCUCCGAGCAGCAGGCUUCAACUGGCCCUUCUUCACCUCUGCUCUGUUCCUGUGUUUCAACCUGCUCUACGCUGUCUUCAUCCUGGAGGAGACGCUCCAACGACCCCUGGACGCCCCCCUGGACGGCUCCCUGCGUCGCACCGCCAUGCAUCAGCUGGCCUACGGGGCCUACCAACUGUUUGCAGGGGCCAGCAGGAGGCGUAACGUCCUUCUGAUGCUUCUCCUGCUCCUCUUCGGCUCCUUCUCCUUCGCCAACAUGGGCGGGCACUCCAUGAUCACACUGUACGAGCUCAACCAGCCGCUGUGCUGGAGCGAGAUCCUAAUUGGCUACGGCUCUGCGCUGUCCAUGACGAUGUUCCUGACCAGCUUCGUGGGUGUGACGGUGUUCUCUCGCUGCGGCGUGCCCAACAUCGUCAUCAUUCUCAUAGGGAUACUGAGUGUCAUGGCGGGUAUGACCCUGGUGGCCUUCGCCAAGACCACGGUCAUGAUGUUCCUGGUCAGGCUUCCAAUGCUUCUGGCCAUCAUGCCAUUCCCCGUGCUGAGAUCCAUGAUGUCGAAGAUCGUGUCAAAGACCGAGCAGGGAGCGUUGUUUGGGUGCUUGGCAUGCCUGGACAGUGUGAACAACAGUGUGGCGAUAGCUGUGUUCAGUAGUCUCUACGCUGCCACGGUAACCUGGUACCCUGGAUUCUGCUUCCUGUUGUCUGCUGGACUCUGUGUCAUCCCCUUGGUCCUGCUAGUGAUUGUGGGGCUGCUGGGGGUGGAUGAAAGUAAGGAGGCAGAGGUCCUCAUCCCAGAAGAGGAAGGCCUGGCCGGAGACGAUGACCCUCUCCUCACCUGAGGCUGGGUGGCAGGUAGCGGUUGGGCCAGCAACCAAAAGGUCCUUGGUUCAAAUCAUCGAGCCGGCAAGGUGGAAAAAUCUGUCGAAUGUGUGUCCUUGAGGUUGCUCUGAAUAAGAGAGAGUCUGCUAAGUGAAUUUUUGUUUGUUGGGCGUCGGAAUCACAGGUGCGUCCACAGGUGCGUCGGAAUCACAGGUGCGUCGGAAUCACAGGUGUUGCUUUUGGUUUGAUUUCCCGUAGCCUCUUUUGUCAGCGUCAAUUUCUCUGUAAAGUAAAGACCGCGUUUUAAAACACACAGCCCAAUUCUUCUGAUCUCUCACGGUGGAAUAAUUAGUCGUUGUACAUGAUUCAAUUAUUCACGUUGUUGCAACAAAAAAAAUGGGAAAUAAGCUAAUUGAUUUUCCAAAAUGUUUUAAUAAGUAGCUAGAAGUCUCUGAAGUGAAAUGAAUAUUGAUAUCAAACAGAGCGACCGUAAUAGCAGACAGCGGUUAUCUACCUAAUUCACUGUAUAUCACACCAUGUCCCACUUACCUGUUUUUAUUACUGAUCUGCUUGUGUUGUCGUUACAUGACAAGGCUCAAACUGUCAAACUCAUUUAGCUGUUCCUUACACCAACAUGAUAGACUUGUAUGACGCUCAAGGAAAUGCACUUUCUGUCUGAACUGUGUCACGACUUGUUAGUUUCCCCAGUGAUCAAAACGGGUUGAAAAGAUGUCAUUUCAAUGGCAACUGGUUGGAAUUACAUUUUUGGGCUGACCCUAGACCAGUUUGGGCUCUUGCUGUCGUUGUCAUGAUGUCAGAAACAGAUCUACAAACAGAUCUAGGAUCAGGAUAAUAAACACUUUGUUGGUUGAUAUUUCAACUACACUGUUACAGUAGGUUACCUCCACUUAAUGAUUGAUUAACAACAACGAUCAAUAACUCAGAACUGAUCAUGUAAAAACCAGCAUAGGCAAAUGGAUGUGAAGGACAGUAUUGGGAAAUACUACUUUAGGGGAAAAUGUUUUAAAAAGUUGUAUGUGCUAUUAUUUUUACAAUAAUUUAUGACUGCCACAAAUGUUUGUGUAAUUGUGUAAAAUAAAAUUCAAAAAAUGUAUUGGU